ACACCAUGCGAGAUGCGCCUAUAAAACCGGGGACGAAGAGGGAACAGGUACCAGUCGCACGGGUCGGCUAGUGCUGAGGUCAAGAUGAGGAAACUGCUGGUGAUCACGCUGCUGGUGGCUUCAGCCGCCGCCCAAAGCUUCUACCGCCUCCCGGAGCCCUUCACCUACAACUGCCAGAACAGCCAGUGCAGAAGGGCGGAGCGCGGCGAUUCCAGAGAAUACCGCUCCCUAGAGACAUGCCAGCUGACUUGUGGCAAGUUCGGCGCCCUGUGGCCGCAGCCCACUGGUGACGUCGAACUGUCGCCCGAGACCGUCAGCUUCUCGCCCAAGAACGUGAAGGUGACCAAGAUGGCGGCCACCAAUCCGAAGGUGUCCCAGAUGCUGGAGGAAGCCGUCAACUACUUCACCCGCAACAUUCACUUCCUCCAUCCCGAUUUCCCCAAGGAAAGGAAGACUCCCUUCCUCCAGGAGGAGCAAUACAAUAAAAAUGCGGAUUCGGUUGACGCGUACCAGGUCAUCCAACAGCAGAGGCUCCGCACCGAGCAGGUGAACCAGGAGGCCAUCGAGCAGCAGCAGCAGCGCCAGCAGAGGCCCUAUUACACCAUCAACGACAAAACAGAACAGUACCUGAAAUACUCUCCCUUCCUCAAGGAGAGGAGCACCCCAUCAGCGGAGAACCACGAUUUGAACAUCGAAAUCACCGUCACGUCGCCGGAGGACAAGCUCACCCUCGACACUGACGAGAGCUACACCUUGGUGGUGCAGACGGCGAGGCAGGACACCACUGCCACCAUUGUGGCCACGUCCUACUAUGGCGCUCGCCACGCCCUGGAGACUCUCACUCAGCUCAUCGCCUUCGACGACAGCAACAACGCCCUCCAGAUCAUCGAGAACGCCAAGAUCCAGGAUGCUCCUCAGUUCAAGUACCGAGGCGUUAUGCUGGACACCGCCCGCAACUACUAUCCGAAGGAGGACAUCAUGAAGUUCCUGGACGCCAUGUCCUACAACAAGAUGAACUACUUCCACUGGCACAUCACCGACGCCACCUCCUUCCCCAUGUACUCCAGCCGCCGCCCUGAGAUGGCCUACUACGGCGCCUACUCCCCAAGGGACGUGUACUACCCCGAGGACAUCACGCAGAUCGUGGAGUACGCCAAGCUCCGAGGUAUCAAGGUCAUCCCCGAGCUGGACGGUCCUGCCCAUGUCAACGCUGGCUGGCAGUGGGGCGAAAAGGAGGGCAAGGGCAAGCUCGUCCUCUGCGCCGACAGCAACGAGCCAUGGUUCGAAGUUGGCAAGGAACCCCCAAGUGGUCAGUUCAACCCCAUCAACCCUGAACUCUAUUCCAUCCUUGGGGAACUCUACAAGGACAUGAUGGACUACUUCGACCCCGAGAUGGUCCACAUGGGAGGAGACGGCGUGAGCUUCAAGUGCUGGCAGAACUCUCAGGAAAUCAAGGAGUAUCUUGCUGCUAACAACCGUGAGCCAAUCAGCCAGGAAUACUUCGACCUGUGGAACACCUACCAGCAGAACGCUUACGCCAAGCUGAGGGAAGCCUCAGGACCCUACCGCAGGGUGACCCCCAUCAUCCAGGCCUCCAGCUAUGCUCUCAACUAUGCUGACAAAGACUCCUACAUUGUGCAGCUCAGUCAGGCUUCCAACGAUCCCUCCAUCGCCAAAUACAUCAACGAUGGCUUCAAGGUCAUCUUCUCAAACGAAGACCAGUGGCGUCUUGACUGCGUCGCAAACAGCUUCUACGGCGAGAAGGCCGAGAGCUGCUCAACAGAGAUCCCCACAUGGAGAAACUUCUACGAGAACAGUCCUCUUGACAUGCUUGAGACACUUGGCGUGGCCAACGCUCGCAGCGGCCAGCUCCGCAGCGGCGAGACCAACUCCAUCAGGGACCAGGUGCUGGGAGGAGAAGCUACACUGUGGAGCUUCGACACUGAUGCCAAUGGCGCUCCUUCAAAGUCAUGGCCCCGCGUCUCUGCUAUGGCCGAGCGACUGUGGUCCGACCCUCUCACCCCUCUCAACUCUGGCGAAGACACCGCUGCAAAGCGUAUCAACAUCCAGCGCAAGCGUAUGGCUGACCUUGGCGUCCGCGCCGACCCCAUCCAACCCCAGUUCUGCAUGCAGGAUGAGGGCGCCUGCUACAGCCAGGAACAGUACCUUGCCCGCUCAGCCGACAAGGCCCAGCAGCAGUAACAUCUUUCCUCAUCCGACACCGACCUCAGCCAGAAACAUUAAGCACAAGGAACAUGUCGUUCUGACUUGGUACUAAUGUUCUGCAACUUCACCAUCCAAAACACACAAGGAAACUUUCCGUCGCAGACACGAAAACACCCGCAGGCAUUACACUGGGUGAUGAUCGUUGUAUUCAUUACCCAACGAAUAAAACAAUUCAGGGAAUGUUA
This is a messenger RNA of Eriocheir sinensis (Chinese mitten crab), 2411 nucleotides long. Its product is annotated as chitooligosaccharidolytic beta-N-acetylglucosaminidase-like. The record is from RefSeq and is a predicted model, not a curated record. Gene Ontology annotation, biological process: ganglioside catabolic process; carbohydrate metabolic process; glycosaminoglycan metabolic process. Lineage: Eukaryota; Metazoa; Arthropoda; Malacostraca; Decapoda; Varunidae. Bases 85 to 2202 code for a protein of 705 amino acids. The transcript has 9 exons. Gene Ontology annotation, cellular component: membrane. Gene Ontology annotation, molecular function: beta-N-acetylhexosaminidase activity.